CCAAUACCAACCUUCCAAUUUAUAAGUGCUGCUCCUAGUGGGAUUCGCAGCAUCACCCAGCACCAGUGGCCACAGAGAGCGAGCAUGGAUAGGAGGGUGUGCGCUUCCUUGCUCGUGCUCGUCGGCGUCCUACUCGCUCUGGCAGGCCCCGUCGCCGGCGGGAUGAAGGCAACGUUCGCAGGCGGUGCAGGGGGCAGGGACGCGGUGGCGGUGCUGCGGCGGCUGAUGUCGACGAGGCUGGAGGAUGGCGUCGUGCCGGAGCUCACGGUGGACCUGGAGCUGCACCGCCGCGUCCUGGCCGGCGCCAUCAAACCGCCGGUCUUCAUCCCCGACCGCCCGGCCUGCCCGCGGUCGUGCCCGGCGCCCGGGGGGCCGUACAGCGGACGAGGCUGCAAGGCCAUAUACCAGUGCCCUCACUGAUCGAGCGAGCGGUUUCUCAAAUGAUCACCAUGGGAGCUUUAAUCCGUUCGUCGUACGUGGUGCCUUUCCUCUUCUUUGAUCCCUCGCUGAGUCUUCAUUGUAGCUAUACUGUUGCCAUUUGCUGUAUCUUGAAAUAAUGUACGCGUCACUGUUCUCUUGGUAGUACAGAUGACAAAGAAUUGUUACAUGAUUGUAACAAAUAUGGCACCAUUUAUGCCAUUUCGAGUGAUUUUGGUGAUCGUAUGACAACGCAAUCAA
Panicum virgatum (switchgrass) is the source of this 678-nucleotide messenger RNA. RefSeq lists its product as uncharacterized. Lineage: Eukaryota; Viridiplantae; Streptophyta; Magnoliopsida; Poales; Poaceae. The transcript has a single exon. The record is from RefSeq and is a predicted model, not a curated record. Bases 85 to 420 code for a protein of 111 amino acids.